Messenger RNA from Cynara cardunculus var. scolymus (artichoke), 1700 nucleotides. RefSeq names its product pyrophosphate--fructose 6-phosphate 1-phosphotransferase subunit beta-like. Gene Ontology annotation, biological process: photosynthesis; glycolytic process; fructose 6-phosphate metabolic process. The record is from RefSeq and is a predicted model, not a curated record. Gene Ontology annotation, molecular function: 6-phosphofructokinase activity; ATP binding; diphosphate-fructose-6-phosphate 1-phosphotransferase activity. Gene Ontology annotation, cellular component: cytosol. The transcript has 17 exons. Lineage: Eukaryota; Viridiplantae; Streptophyta; Magnoliopsida; Asterales; Asteraceae. The annotation marks the transcript as partial.
AAUGGUUCAAUUGCUUCCACCGCCGGUGAUGAGAAACCUGGUCGUUCCGCCUCUGUCUACAGCGAAGUCCAGACUAGCCGUCUUAAAGUUUUCUUGCCUCUCCCCUCCGUACUCAAAUCCUCAUUUGAUGUCGUCGAUGGUCCUAAGAGCUCCGCCACCGGCAAUCCAGACAAGAUCGCUAAGCUCUUUCCGAAGCUGUUCGGGCAGCCAUCAGCAUCCUUAAAGGCUGGAGGCUCAUUACCAGAGCAGAGUCUAAAGAUUGGUGUUGUUCUAUCUGGAGGACAGGCUCCUGGUGGACACAAUGUGAUUUCUGGAAUUUUUGACUAUUUGCAGAGUAGGACCCAAGGCAGCACAAUGUAUGGAUUUAGAGGUGGCCCAGCUGGAAUUAUGAAGGGUAAAUAUGUUAAGUUGACAGGCGAUUUUGUCUAUCCUUACAGAAAUCAGGGUGGCUUUGAUAUGAUCUGCAGUGGAAGGGACAAGAUUGAAACACCUGAGCAGUUUAAAGAGGCUCAGGAAACAGUCAAGAAGCUUGAAUUGGAUGGCCUUGUUGUCAUUGGUGGGGAUGACUCAAAUACAAAUGCUUGCCUGCUAGCAGAAGACUUUAGGACUAAUGACUUGAAAACUCGGGUUAUUGGAUGCCCAAAGACUAUUGAUGGCGACUUGAAGUGCAAAGAAGUCCCGACAAGUUUCGGAUUUGACACUGCCUGCAAGAUCUAUUCAGAAAUGAUUGGAAAUUUGAUGGUCGAUGCACGUUCCACUGGGAAGUAUUAUCACUUUGUAAGGUUAAUGGGCCGUGCUGCAUCACACAUAACCCUGGAAUGUGCUUUGCAGACUCAUCCAAACAUAACAAUCAUUGGAGAAGAGGUUGCUGCCCAAAAGCAGACAAUGAAGAAUGUUACAGAUAAUAUAACAAAUAUAAUCUGCAAACGUGCAGAAGCUGGUUACAAUUAUGGUAUUAUCCUCAUACCAGAAGGCUUGAUUGAUUUCAUUCCAGAGGUGCAACAACUUAUUGCAGAGCUUAAUGAAAUUUUAGCCCAAGAUGUUAUUGACAAAGAAGGAGCAUGGAAAAAGAAACUUCGGAGCCAAUCUCAUGAGCUGUUCGAGAUAUUACCAAACGCAAUUCAGGAACAACUUUUGUUAGAAAGAGAUCCCCAUGGAAAUGUGCAGGUUGCGAAAAUCGAAACUGAAAAGAUGCUCAUUCAAAUGGUGGAAGCUGAACUAGAGUCAAGGAAAAAGGAGGGUAAAUAUAAGAAGGAAUUCAAAGGGCAGCCACACUUUUUUGGUUAUGAGGGUAGAUGUGGUUUGCCAUCCAACUUUGACUCAAACUACUGCUAUGCUUUGGGUUAUGGUGCUGCAGCUCUGCUUCAUUCUGGGAAGACAGGAUUGAUUUCUUCGGUGGGUAAUUUGGGAGCUCCAGUUGAAGAUUGGACAGUAGGUGGGACGGCACUGACAUCUUUAAUGGACGUUGAGAGGAGACAUGGCAAGUUUAAGCCUGUGAUUAAGAAAGCAAUGGUGGAACUUGAAGGUGCUCCUUUCAAAAAGUUUGCAUCUAUGCGCGAUGACUGGUCCUUAAAGAACCGCUAUAUCAAUCCAGGGCCUGUUCAGUUCGUGGGUCCAACCGCUGAUGUUAUCAACCACACACUACAGUUGGAACUCGGAGCCCAAGCGUAACUCAUAUUCAAGGUUUACAUUAAUUUACA